AGUAUAAGAUUCCACUUUGUGUGGGACAGCACUACAGCUAUGCGAACUCAACAAAGGUUGUGAUUUUUUUAUUAGGAUGAGUAUAUGCCAUGACAGCUUUGAACUCGAUCCUCAAUUUUAAUACUUCAAUUGUACGAAGACUUCUGCAGUGGAAAGUUGGCAAUGAUGAAGAGCACUGGUCAGAAAAAGCUGUUAAGAGUUUAGUUAAAAAGUUAAAAAAAUCGGGAUCUGGAGGAUUGGAAGAACUUGAAAAGUCCAUAACUACACAAGGUCAAGGUGAACACACUAGAUGUGUAACCAUUCCUCGCAGCUUAGAUGGUAGGCUACAAGUGUCACAUCGCAAAGGUCUACCUCAUGUCAUAUAUGUUCGUUUAUGGCGCUGGCCAGACCUUCAAAGUCACCAUGAAUUGCGGGCAAUAGAUUCUUGUCAAUUUGCAUUUAAUUUGAAGCGCUCAGAGGUAUGUGUCAAUCCAUACCAUUAUCAAAGAGUGGAAACUCCAGUAAUGCCACCCAUACUUGUACCACGAAAAACUUUUGAGACAUCAGAACCAUGCUCAGAUGCUCCGCAGCCAGACGAAGUUCAUCGACCUGGUAAUGUUACAAUUCCUGAAGAUGAAAGCUUAUUAUCUCCCGUUCCAAUCGCUUCAAUUGGUGCAAAUAGCCCUUCCAAUAUUGACUCACCAUCACAAAUCCGUCAUUCCCCUCAUUCUUCAGUAUCCAGUAUUUCUUCACAGGACCAAAAACAACUUAGUCGCCAGUCCUCGUUCACACAGUCACCAGGUAAAAACAAUGCGUAUUCACAACAGCAACAAAAUAUGGUUAUGAAUUAUGGUACAAAUAGCCAACAGUCUCCUGGAGCCAUGUCAACUGGAAGUAUCAACUUAUUGUCACCAGUAUCUGGUACUUCAAGUCAAGGAUAUAUGACUGACGUGGAUAUGUCACUGCCAGGUGUGAUGAUACCGCCCAAUCUUGAAGUUGUGCCUGAAGGUUUUGAUGCUGUAAUGUAUGAAGAACCGGAAAUCUGGUGCUCCAUUUUAUACAACGAGUUACGAACGCGCAUUGGCGAAGAGUUCUCUGCAACAAAACCAGUCCUAACCGUAGACGGCUACACAGAUCCUUCAAGCGUGGAUCGGUUUUGUUUGGGACUUUUAUCAAACAUCAAUCGAACAGACCAAAUCGAAGAAUGCAGGCGAGCAAUUGGAAAGGGCGUGCGAUUAUAUUACUUCGGUGGAGAAGUGUUUGCUGAGUGUCUGAGCAAGAGCAGUAUAUUUGUGCAAAGCUCGAAUUGCAACAGGCGUUACGGCUGGCAUCCAGCUACAGUGUGUAAAAUCCCUUCUGGAUGUAAUCUAAAAAUCUUCAACAACCAAGAAUUCGCCCGAUUGUUGGCCGAUUCGGUUCACCUUGGAUUUAAUGCUGUUUAUCAAUUGAAAUCGAUGUGUAUGAUUCGAUUGAGUUUCGUUAAAGGUUGGGGAGCAGAGUAUAGAAGACAGACUGUUUUUAGUACGCCAUGUUGGAUUGAGAUUCGAUUAAGCGGACCUUUAAAAUGGCUAGAUAAAGUACUUGUUCAAAUGGACCCUUCUGUAGAUAAAGUCAGUUCAACCACAUAGACAAGAAAAUGUACUUUGAUUGGAGGUGUGUUCUUGGUCAAUCUGUUUUGCAUACCAAUUAAAAUUGUCACAAACUUGAAAGUUAUUUGCGCUGACACGAGCUUUUGUACUUAACACGUCGAUUCUUAUAAAAAACAUUUCCAGAUAAAGACAGUGGAUAUGUUAUUAUCAAAAACAACAUGGUGACUGAGUUACGCUAUUCCGGUGUUGUGCGACAGAGUACACUUGUCGCAAGUCGGCGCAAAUAACACGAUCGAGCGCCGUUUUCAAUUUGCUACUUAUGGUGUUAAAAUGUAUCAUAGUUGGGUUGUUGUUGUUUUUUUCUGUUUUGCGAUUUGGCAUACUAAUAUUGUGGGUGAUUUUUAUAAAUAUUUUAUCGCGUACAUUAAAAAAUUAUUGAAAACGUGAAGGCUGUGUGUUUAUUUUUUAAGUCGUCAAGUAAGCUAAAAGUCGUCUAAUUAUUUUGUAUCUAAAAAUAUUUUACGUAUAUUCAUUUGAAAUUAUACCCAUUCAUUUUGCGACUGUACAUAUCAUAUAUUUUUAAAAAAGCUGGUUUAGUUGUAGAACGGUUAUCUUUUUGUUUUUGUUUUUUAUAAUUUGAUCUGCCUCUUGAUUUUAUCGGAGAACUUUCUUGUUUAUUUUUGUUUUGACCAACUGUUGUAUGUUUUAUAUACAAUGUUCUUGACUUACGUAAUUGGAGCUCUUCUCUUCAUGUUUGAAAGAUUGUCAGCUGGACUUGGUUAUUUAGAUUGGUUGCAGAUGCUAGAUUACAAACGAUGCAGUUAUUAUUAUUAUUAUAUGAAUGAGCUUAGUAUAAAUUCUUUUAAACAUUUUCCAAAGGUUUUUUAUUUUAUUUUUAACCGAACAAUUAAAUCAGUAAAAGAUUCAGGGACUUCAA
Hydractinia symbiolongicarpus is the source of this 2505-nucleotide messenger RNA. RefSeq names its product mothers against decapentaplegic homolog 3-like. Gene Ontology annotation, cellular component: heteromeric SMAD protein complex. The record is from RefSeq and is a predicted model, not a curated record. Gene Ontology annotation, molecular function: I-SMAD binding; RNA polymerase II cis-regulatory region sequence-specific DNA binding; DNA-binding transcription factor activity, RNA polymerase II-specific. Bases 90 to 1607 code for a protein of 505 amino acids. The transcript is spliced from 9 exons. NCBI's taxonomy places the organism in Eukaryota, Metazoa, Cnidaria, Hydrozoa, Anthoathecata, Hydractiniidae. Gene Ontology annotation, biological process: anatomical structure morphogenesis; cell differentiation; SMAD protein signal transduction.